Messenger RNA from Paramecium pentaurelia, 1477 nucleotides. The record is from the annotation of a GenBank genome assembly. NCBI's taxonomy places the organism in Eukaryota, Ciliophora, Oligohymenophorea, Peniculida, Parameciidae.
UCAUGUCCGAAAUCGAAGAAUUAACCAAAUAGAAGCAAGUCUUAUAGAGUUAAUAAGCAAUUCUUGAGAAUUGGAUUAUUCUAAAGAAAAAUCUUUAAUAAAAGUUCAAGAAUCCAUCAGAAGCAUUUAAAGGUUUGGUGAAAGAGAAUGCUUAAGAAUUGUAGAUUUAAGAUUUUGCUGACUAUGCUAAAGGUCUAAAUCUGUAAGUUUCUUUAUCAUUUUAGAAAUGAAAUAUUUAAAGAUUCCCAUUUAAAUGAGGAAACUUUUACAAAGAUUUGGGAAUAAUGGGAAUUUAAUUAUAAAGCCAAUUAACAUAAACUAUAGAUGAUAGAUGAAAAGUUAGAAGUACUUACAAUUUUGGAAGAUAAAGAUGCUAAAAUGUUUAAAGGAGAUCCUUAAAAAAAAAAGUUAAUAGUAUCUUAAAUUUAAGGAUGUGAAAAUCUUGAAGAUUUAUAUAAAAAGUUAGGUGAAAUGGUUUAAAAUAGUACUGAUUAAAAACAAAAAGAUGAAGUAGUUCCAAAUGAAAGUGAUAUAUUUUCUUAAUUUUUGGCAAAAAAAAGUUAAAUUUAAUUUAAUGAACUUUCUAUUAGUAAAAUGCAAACCAAAUUGGCAGAAAUACCAUAAUAAUCAGAUUAAUCAGAUAGUGCAUAGAAAUAAAAAUUAGAAUAGCCAUUAGUUGAAAGUUAAAUUAUUGUUAUUGGAAAAGUGACAUUGCCUAAAAAAAGUUAUUUAGAUUCAUAACAUAGUAUAAUUCAUAAACGAGGUAAUUAUUCAACAAAUUAAUAAUCAAAAACAUUCAUUUAUGAUUCAACUAAUAUUAAAAUAUUAUCUCCUAAACUUACACGUCCUAAAGAAUAAUUCAGAAGUCCUAAGAAUUUCCAAUAACCUUCAAAUUUUGAUGAGAAUGAUCAAAUUAGAAGAUCAUAAAAAACAAAAAGAUUAAAAGGAGAUUUGUAAAAUUACAUAGGAGAAAUAUUUCAUUAUGAUAAUCAUUAAAAAAAUCCAUAUGAAGUUCAAUAGAAAGGUUUAUAAGGUUUUAAUUGUAAAAAGAGUUUGAAGACAGUUUAACAUAGGAUUGAUUUAAGACCUACUGAAUCUAUAGAAUCUUAAAAUAUACAAAAAAGAGUGUAAAAUAUUAGGUAAUUUUUAUAAUAAAACAUAGAAACAAAUUAGAUGAAUAUUCCAAUAAAAGAAUACGAAGAUAUUCUCCUUAAAAACCAUAUACUUCAGGUAUGUUAAUUAAAAAUGAUACAACUCCUGAGAGAAGAUACUCUUAAAGAAGAUCAAGUCCAUAUACACCUGGAAAUGUCCAUAGAUUAAAUGUGGAUAGAUUAAAAUAAGAAAAGGAAACAGUUUAAUAAUAAAAUUCUGAUAAAAAACCAUUUGUCAAAGAAGAAGAGUAUAUUUAAUUUUAUAUAUAUAUAGUGAAGUUCCUUAAAAAGGUUUAGAUAGAUAAAAAGCUUUUAUUUCAGAUUGA